AUGGGGCUCUCCAAGUCGCAUAGGAUACUGAUCCUCCUGGCCAUUGACUCUGCAUUUUUCUUCCUGGAGCUCAUUAUCGGUUACGCCGUCCAUUCCCUCGCGCUGGUCGCCGACUCCUUUCAUAUGUUGAAUGAUGUCUUGUCAUUAAUAGUCGGUCUCUGGGCGGUAAGGGUCGCCAAUCAGAGAACAAACUCCAAGAUGUAUACCUACGGGUGGCAACGCGCCGAAACGCUCGGUGCUCUCGUCAACGGUGUAUUCCUUGUCGCCUUGUGUCUCUCCAUCUUCCUCGAAGCGAUCCAGCGAUUCGUCGAACCCCAAGAAGUCUCGCAUCCACAGCUGGUCAUGAUCGUUGGAUGCUUUGGACUGGCGUCAAAUGUCCUCGGCCUCUUCCUUUUCCACGACCAUGGACACAGCCACGGUGGACAUUCACACGGACCCAGCGAUUCUCACAGUGCAGCAGAAGAAGGGCAUGCCGGACAUACACACGAUGAGGACGAAGCAGUUGCGGACGAGAGUGGCAACAUUGCAGAUGUGCUCCCAGAAAACAGGAUUGGAAAUCUACCAUCGGCCAUUAGCAAUACUCUACGCAAGGCGAGUGAUCCAACGGGAAGAAACGUCUCAUGGACCCAUUCCCACACCGCGACGAUAAAGCCCAAUUCCAAGCACAAUACUCUGAAGAAAAACCGGAAGCACAGCCGCUCACGGUCGCGGGGAUAUUCCAACAUAGAAGAGAUAUAUGUGCACCCCUCCUCAUUCCGGAGCGAGAUCAUCAACGCCUCUCGAAUCGACGAGGCCGACUCCUCCAGCACGGACAACGAAACGGAAUCAGCCAGUCCGACUCCAAGUGAAGGCGAGGCCCGACCAACCGAAACCUCACCCCUCAUCAAGAGAGGCUCCCACGCAUCACAUUCACACAGCAAGAAAGAUUGGCAUGCGGACCACAAGCACAAUGCACCCAAAGACGGCGCAAAUUCUGGUGGUCAUGGCCACUCUCAUGGCGAUCUCAACAUGCGCGGCGUUUUCCUGCAUGUUAUGGGCGAUGCACUCGGCAACAUUGGUGUCAUUGCAUCAGCACUCUUCAUCUGGCUAACAGACUUCUGGUGGCGCUUCUACGCCGACCCGCUCAUUUCCUUGAUUAUCACCGUCAUCAUUCUGGCUUCUGCGAUUCCCUUGUGCAAGGCGGCCUCUCGAAUUCUGCUCCAAGCUGUACCAGCCGGUAUCUCCAUCGACGAUAUCAAGGAGGAUAUUGCGGAACUCCCUGGCAUUAUCUCCUGCCAUCAUCUCCACGUCUGGCAGCUCUCCGACACCAAGCUCGUUGCUAGCUUGCAUGUGCAGGUCGGCUUCGACUUCAAGGGCGAGGGUAGUGCCAGAUACAUGACGCUAGCCAAAGCUGUUCGAACGUGUCUGCACGAGUAUGGAAUCCAUUCCAGCACCAUCCAGCCCGAAUUCUGCCUCGACAAGAACCACGACCAUGUGGACCAAGCCGAGGCCGACGAGAGCAGCUGCGAUGAUGAGUUCCCGAACGGGGGUGGCAGUGGGAAUGGCACCGGCAACGCGAGUGGCAGCAAAACCGGCAGCAAGACGGGCAGCACCACCGGCGAAGAUGUGUGUCUACUCGAGUGCGGAGAUGAUUGCGAGGGUGGGAAGCAGUGCUGUCCUCAAGACGGGGCGGCGAGGUAG
This is a messenger RNA of Mytilinidion resinicola, 1680 nucleotides long. RefSeq names its product zinc homeostasis factor 1. The transcript is spliced from 4 exons. NCBI's taxonomy places the organism in Eukaryota, Fungi, Ascomycota, Dothideomycetes, Mytilinidiales, Mytilinidiaceae. Gene Ontology annotation, cellular component: membrane. Gene Ontology annotation, biological process: intracellular zinc ion homeostasis; zinc ion transmembrane transport. Gene Ontology annotation, molecular function: zinc ion transmembrane transporter activity. The coding region runs from base 1 to 1680 and encodes 559 amino acids. The record is from RefSeq and is a predicted model, not a curated record.